CGGAUGAGAGCAACCCCAAAACAAUUGGAAUUAUUGGAAAAAACCUUUAGUAUCAAUCCAUCACCGAAUAACCGGAUGCGUGAACAAAUGUCAAAAGAACUCGCCAUGUCAGAAAGGUCCAUUCAGAUUUGGUUCCAAAAUAGAAGAGCAAAGGUCAAAAACCAAGCCAAACGAUCG
Messenger RNA from Phycomyces blakesleeanus NRRL 1555(-), 177 nucleotides. RefSeq names its product Homeodomain-like DNA binding domain-containing transcription factor. The annotation marks the transcript as partial. Gene Ontology annotation, molecular function: DNA-binding transcription factor activity, RNA polymerase II-specific; RNA polymerase II cis-regulatory region sequence-specific DNA binding. The record is from RefSeq and is a predicted model, not a curated record. Gene Ontology annotation, biological process: cell differentiation; regulation of transcription by RNA polymerase II. The transcript has a single exon. NCBI's taxonomy places the organism in Eukaryota, Fungi, Mucoromycota, Mucoromycetes, Mucorales, Phycomycetaceae.